Molecule: messenger RNA, 951 nt
Organism: Funneliformis geosporum
Lineage: Eukaryota; Fungi; Glomeromycota; Glomeromycetes; Glomerales; Glomeraceae
Source: the annotation of a GenBank genome assembly
AUGGAUGAACUAGCCCGCAGGGAAGAACUAAACGAACUAAUCCAAAGUUCGGAUUUAGAAAAAGCCCAAAAAGUCCCAAUAAAUAAAUUACUGAAAAAAUGUGUCGCUAGACUUCGUUCUUUGGCUCGCCAAAAAAUGGAACAGGAAAACUCCAUCGCCCGUUUAAUUUCCGAAAAUAAAAGAGAAAAAAGAGCAUUAGAAAAUAAAAUAAAAACCCAAGAAAGCGAGGAAAUGGAAAGAAAUUCAUUUGAAACACCAAGUCCGAUUGAAAGACCAGCCGAACCAAAAGGAAUACCGCCCCGAGGUAGUAAAAGGAAUGAGGAAUUAACUUCUGAAUUAAAAGAGGCUCGGGAGAAAAUUGCUAAGUUAGAGGAGGAAAAUGAAGGUCUAAAAAAAGAAGGACAAGAAAACGAAAAAUUAAUUAGAGAUGGAAUGGAAAGAAUCGAGAGAUUAAAGAAAUUUAUUAAGAGACAACAAACUGAGGAAAGUGGUUGUAAUGAUAGUUUUCAUAUAGAUUUAGAAAAGGAAAUAAAAGCAAAAAUUUCUCGUAUUGAGAAGUUAGAAAGUAGGCUUCUCCGAGUGGAGAAAGAAAACAAAGAUACCCGGUUUGAUAAAAAACAAUUGGAGAGGGAAUUGCGAGAAAGAACAAAAUAUUGGAUGGAUACCCUUGAAACAUUGUUCGCCAAAAUACCAGAAAAUAGUGAAUUAUCCGCUGAAAUAGCAAGGUUAAAAGCCGAGUUAGCCAGUAACGAAAAAUCUCCGAAAUUAGGAGAAGAGUGUAAUAUUGAAGAACAUCAUGAAUUAUCCGAUAAAAACUUGGAAUUGCAGGCUAGAAUUAUGGGUUUGAUGAUGAGUAAUGAACAUUUACAGGAAGUAAUAAAGCAGUUGAAAAAAUUAAAAAAACCAGAGAUGGAAUUGAAAGGAGAUGCUUCGUCAAGCAAAAAAGAUUGA